CAGACGGAGACGCGCUGACCAUCCCAGCAGAAGACCAGUGGACCUAACUCUACCUCCAGUCACCCCCAGUGCUGCUAAACUACUUCAUAUCAAACAGGAGAAUGGGACUGCACAGCGUUGAGGAACUGGUGUCCGGGAAGAGGUCAGAGGGCAAAGAGCCGGACGGCUUCCAGGGGGGCGUGUACGAGGCGGCCGUCAAUCAAGAGAAGCAGGAUGACCGCAGGACCCACAGGGAGCUGGUGGGCGGGGAUCCGUCGGAGGAGAACGACAGCGGCGGCGAGCAGGAGGAAGUCAGCGUGGCAGCUCUGAGUACGGAUAAAAGUGGCCGGCUGAAGUUGGAGACGGUGGAUGACCUGUUCAACAUCCUGCAGCUGAGGAAGAGGAGAAGGGAGAGGAAGGCUCCCGUCCACAAGAAACAACAACCAGAGCCUGAACCUGUGCCGGAGACUGUGGAUGAGCAGCUGUUUUUGACGGCAGCUCUGGAGAACAACCUGCCUGUGGUGGAGAAGUAUCUCACUGAUGGAGGAAACCCCAAUGGAGCCGACCAUUUCCAGAGAACAGCUCUGCACAAAGCCUCGUUCAAAGGACACGUGGAGGUCAUGAAAAGACUCCUGGAGGCCGGAGCUGCCAUCGAGAAGAAAGACAAGCUGGAGGCCACAGCGGUCCACUGGGCCUGCAGAGGAGGCAGCCUGCCCGCUCUGCAGCUCCUCCUCGACCAGGGAGCCAAGUUCACCUACAGAGACAAGCUGCACAGCACCCCUCUCCACGUUGCAGUGAGGACAGGACACUGUGAGUGCGCCGAGCAUCUCAUCCACUGCGGAGCAGACGUCAACGCCAAAGACAGAGACGGAGACACCCCCAUGCACGAUGCUGUGAGAAUAAAUAGAUUCAAGAUGAUCAAGUUGUUGAUGAUGUACGGGGCCAGCCUCAACACCAAGAACUGUGAUGGAAAAACCCCAAUGGAGACGCUGUAUUCAUGGCAGAACGGAGCCAAGAGCCUCCUGUGUAACUUCAGCCAGAACAAGCCUGACCAGUAGAACCCAACACAUUCCAGUAAAAGCAGAAAUUCAACAUGAGACUCGGCCACCUGGGUCUGCUGGUUUAUCAGGAAAAAAAUCCUCGAAAAGGGAAACAGCUUGUAUUUUGUAGCCUGCUCUAAUCAUUUCCAUGCUGCGGUUCAUGAGGCACACAAGUCUUUUUUACGUCUGUUUAUUCAGAGAGGCUUGUUGAACCCCUCAGGAAAUAUUGGUUAGUAUUUUGAAGUUGGCUCAGGGUGCUGGAGGAUACCAUAACAAAGACAGCAUGACUCAUAAUGUUGCCUCAUUGGACCUGACCUGAUGUUACCUCCUCCCGCUUCAGGAAUUUGACUAGGCACCCUUCCAGCCUCUUACCUGAGGGCUGCUAGCAAGGUUUGAUUUUCUCGUGAGAUGCUGGAAAUGCAAAUCUAUAUACACAACUGUAGUCGCAUGAGGGAAGGCGGCAGGGACUCGAGGGAGUCUUUGAUUAACAAUGUGAAAUCUGAUCAGAAUGAAGUUAAUAAUGUGAUUAUUAGCACUGAUAGAGUCAUCGAUCGCCAAAUAUUGCUGGACAAUGUCUCGGCCGACGACGCGACGACGUCUUUUACUUUAAGCUGAGUUGAAGUCAGCGACACUGCAUCGAGAAGAUGAUAUAUUUAUUGAUUUAUAACAGCUGUCAGUAAUCGAUUUAUCAGGUUUGAUUGAUUUAUAGAAAUAACAUAUUUAAUAACUAGAGUUAUACUGUAGUUGGUUUAAUGAUUUUUUUACGGUCAGAUUUUAAUUUACUAACUAACAGCUAGGAGAUGCUGCUUCACCUGGUUCGCACUGUACCGCUGGAUCAACAGUCUGUCGAUGGAUUCCAGUGUAAAGCUGAAAUGAUUUAUUUUUAAAAAAAGUCUCCAGCUCAGUGUGAAAACUAAGCAUCCUCUUGCUGAUGAUGUGUGUCGUUAUACUUAAACAUUCAGAUGAUUUUAACCAAGUUAUUUGGUCUUACGCAUUUUAAGAUAGAGAGAUGAAACAGGACAAAGAAAGUUUUUGGAUCAGGUUGAGAAGAAUCUUUCCACUUACACUUCUUGUAUUGAUGUUGGUGAUCUGUAGAUUUCGUCUUGCUCUCGGCCACAAUAAAACUCCCGUAUUCUUUUGUUUGUUUGUUAUUUCCAUGGCCAACACCAGUCUGACAGCCCUGACUAUCUCAUUUUCUUCUAAUCUUGAUCUUGUCUUGAGACGAAGGUCAUGUCGUUCAGAUUCUCAUCAGGGCUCCGCCACAGCCUGACCUUGACACUCCAGCUGCUGGCCUCCUUUGUUUUGGUGCAGUCAAGAUAUUUUCUCCAGAGUCACAAGCAGAGACAGUGUGAGAGGGAAGAUGCUGUAAAGUCACUGUUGGUUCAGAGGAUGUUUGGCAAGUUUAUGUGGAUGAAACAGGUCUUGAUAUAUGAAUGAUAAUCAGAUGGAUUUUUUUUAAUCAAUGAAGAUGUAUAUGAAUUU
This is a messenger RNA of Chelmon rostratus (copperband butterflyfish), 2501 nucleotides long. RefSeq names its product ankyrin repeat domain-containing protein 1-like. The transcript is spliced from 9 exons. Gene Ontology annotation, cellular component: nucleus. Gene Ontology annotation, molecular function: RNA polymerase II-specific DNA-binding transcription factor binding. Lineage: Eukaryota; Metazoa; Chordata; Actinopteri; Chaetodontiformes; Chaetodontidae. Gene Ontology annotation, biological process: regulation of transcription by RNA polymerase II. Bases 102 to 1037 code for a protein of 311 amino acids. The record is from RefSeq and is a predicted model, not a curated record.